This is a messenger RNA of Gongylonema pulchrum, 558 nucleotides long. The record is from the annotation of a GenBank genome assembly. NCBI's taxonomy places the organism in Eukaryota, Metazoa, Nematoda, Chromadorea, Rhabditida, Gongylonematidae.
AAUAGUGCGAGAUAUGGGAAACGUUCGUACAUUGGUAGUGAACGAUUUCGUGAUCGAGACAUGCUGCUCAGUAAAAAUGUUUAUGACACGGAACUGGUGGAUUCGGAUGAUUCGUUUGAUUCACAGGGUGAACUGGGUAUGAACAAUGAUGAAGCUGUGCAAGCGCUUGAAACAAAGGUUGACACUCUGCUUUAUCGUCUUCAUCGAGAAGAAGAGCGAAAAAAUUCAUACAAGCAAAAGCUGAUAUCGGAAAAAAUUAUACGGCAACAUGUCGAAAGUAAAUUUGUGGGCGAUAUUCAGCGAUUAACACAACUUGUGAAUACGCUCAAAAAGGAGCAGAUAUCUUACCGGAACCGAAUCAGAUCGUCGUUGUUCUCUUCACCGCCAUCCACGUCAAACGGACAAGCAUCGAUGCUUACGGUGGCCGAAUUGGCGUGCUCGGCCACUUCGGGCUCGACAGCUCCACUGCAGUCUUCAAUGAACAUAAAUUCACUUCAGGAGGAAGGCGUGGAUGAAUUGAAGAAUUUUCGCAUAAAUGAGGUAUCGGAAUUUGCUUGA